This is a messenger RNA of Cordyceps militaris CM01, 1443 nucleotides long. RefSeq names its product Mis12-Mtw1 protein, putative. The transcript is spliced from 3 exons. Gene Ontology annotation, biological process: cell division; mitotic sister chromatid segregation. Gene Ontology annotation, cellular component: MIS12/MIND type complex. Bases 1 to 1443 code for a protein of 480 amino acids. NCBI's taxonomy places the organism in Eukaryota, Fungi, Ascomycota, Sordariomycetes, Hypocreales, Cordycipitaceae. The record is from RefSeq and is a predicted model, not a curated record.
AUGACGACGCUUGUGGCUAUUCGAACAUUGCCGCUUGACCUGAGCAUGAGCAAACAACCCGACCGCCGGACAGGCAAGCGUCUAGCUGGUGAGCAGUCUCCAGCGCGACGCGUGGCCACGACGACGGUGAUGCUAACUAGGGAGGACGCAGCAGCCGCAGAGGAUUUGGAAGAUGACGACGGCUUUGUGUUUACGCGCAAGGCGAAGAAGCAAAGGACGGACGAGGUGGCGGCGGCAGCGGCCGCGCCGCCCGUGAGACGGUCGCCGCGGAACAAGCCCGUGGCUACGGAGAGCGGCACGACGACGACAACGACAACGACGCAUAAGAAGCCGAUGGCCGCGCCGUCGCCCUCGCGCGAUGCGGACCGCAGAAGGAGGGAAGCCAAAGCCGCCCGCGCCACCACCGCCGCCGACGACCGUAAGCCGAGCCGACGCGACGGCAACGCCAACAAAGAUGCAGAGCCCUCUAGAGACAGCCUACCAUCACCACCGCGCGGCACGACGACGAUUGCGCUGCCCACGAGCGACACGCCCGUGAUAGACCGCAACAAGGCGAUGCGCAAAAAGGCCGCCGAGGGCGAUGGCGGUGCCGGCGCCUCACCGCGGUCGUUGUCGAGCGGUAGCAACGGCAGCAAUGGCAGCAAGAAUCACAGGCGCAGCUCGCUGGGGACGCGCGGCCGCCGCGCGAGCACGCUGAUUGAGAGCGGGCAGACGGCGCUGCCGCACCGCGACCUGGACGCGCAGGACUUUUACAAGCACAUCGCGUCCGAGGGGCUGCCAGAACCGCUACGGAUGAAGCAGCUGUUGACGUGGUGUGGCGAGAGAGCGCUGCCGGCGAAACCAAAGCAGGGCGUGCCUAGCACGGAUCCUUCACUAGGAGCGCGUGCGAUUCUGGACGAGUUACUCAAAGAGUUUUCGACGAGGCCGGAAUUUACGAAUUGGCUGGCAAGGGAUGAGAGUGUGGCGCCGGCGGCAAGGGUGCUGCGGCCGAAUCCACGAAAUAUAGAGCUCGACAAGAAGAGGGCUUCCUUGGAAGCGCGAAUACAAAGCCCCAACUAUCCCCCCCCCUCGCCGUCCUCCUCCCCUGCGCUCCCCGCCAUCGACCUGCUCGACGCCGACGAGGGGCGUAUUCACCGGUACCUCGCCGCGGAGCUAGCGCCCGCGGCGCAGGCACGCGCGCAGGCCCUGACCCGCCUGCAGGCCGUGCAGGCGACGCUCGAGUGGGAGGCGGACCAGCUCGCCGACGGCGUGCACAAGCUGGCGCAGCGCGUGCGCGUGGCCGGGCGGCAGGCCGACGCGGUGCUGCGCGCCGCCGCCGCGCGCUUGAAGCGCAGGGAGGACAGGGAGAGGACCGCCGCGGGCACAAAGGAGAUGCCGCUGAUGGAGGUCCUCCGGAGCCUAGGCCGUUUAUUGCCCGAACGAGGUGGCGGUCCCGACGUAUAG